AUGGGGUGGAAAGGAGUGAAGAAUGCCUUGCCUACCAAAGGCUUGAGUUUGUGGUCUUCGAGACGCAAGGCAUCAAGAAAUAACCUCGUUGCUGAGGAGAAGAAUCAGUCUGGGUAUUCCGCCCAUUCCGUGUGCCAUGUCCUGCGCAAAGUUGCCAGCCGACUUGCAUACUUCUCUGGCGCCAGCGGAACUUCCACCCCCACGACUUCGGCGCUUGAUACUUCGUUGAAUCAAAUGUUUGACAAGCUACGAGAUGACUCAAAAGACGAGAAGAACACACUGGGUCUUGACACUACCAUGGCGUACCUCGGCGACUUGGGCGUCAACAUCGAGAACGCUGAGCUGCUAGUCGUGAUGGAACUCCUUCAGGCACCGUCUGUUGGAGAAAUCACCAGAAAAGGCUUCGUCGAUGGCUGGAAGGUGUCUGGUGCUGCGACGCGUCAAGCGCACGUCUCUCACAUCAAGUCACUGGUCAGCAGUCUUUCAACCGACCCUGCCUACUUCAGAAAGGUGUAUCGGCACACCUUCGUUGCCAGCAAGGAGCCGACCCAAAAGGCACUCAACCUUGAGAUUGCUACAGUCUACUGGAACGUCCUCUUUUCGCCACCAGGUUGGGAGUGGAAGACGAAGAACCAGGACUGGCUGCAGCUGUGGUUGAAGUUUCUCGAAGAGAAGUGGACCAGAUCUGUUAACCGCGACACGUGGAACCAGAUCCUCGAAUUCGCGACCAAGUCCAUGGCAGAUGAGUCAUUGUCUUUCUGGAACGAGGAUGGGGCAUGGCCUAGUGUAAUUGAUGACUUCGUGGCUUGGUGCAAAGAGAGAGGGAUUGGCAAGUCCGAGACAAUGGACUUGGACGCCUAA
Messenger RNA from Colletotrichum abscissum, 861 nucleotides. RefSeq lists its product as uncharacterized. Lineage: Eukaryota; Fungi; Ascomycota; Sordariomycetes; Glomerellales; Glomerellaceae. The record is from RefSeq and is a predicted model, not a curated record. Gene Ontology annotation, molecular function: cullin family protein binding; ubiquitin-like protein binding; ubiquitin conjugating enzyme binding. Gene Ontology annotation, biological process: protein neddylation. The coding region runs from base 1 to 861 and encodes 286 amino acids. The transcript is spliced from 4 exons. Gene Ontology annotation, cellular component: ubiquitin ligase complex.